This is a messenger RNA of Spinacia oleracea (spinach), 1067 nucleotides long. Its product is annotated as thylakoid lumenal 16.5 kDa protein, chloroplastic. The record is from RefSeq and is a predicted model, not a curated record. The coding region runs from base 124 to 837 and encodes 237 amino acids. Gene Ontology annotation, biological process: photosystem II repair. NCBI's taxonomy places the organism in Eukaryota, Viridiplantae, Streptophyta, Magnoliopsida, Caryophyllales, Amaranthaceae. The transcript is spliced from 4 exons.
AUCAGAGAAAUCCAGCAAAAUCUUAUCUCUUUAAAGUCUCCUUCACUGAUUUUUUUCCCACCAAAAAAACUGUAUACCAAAAGUGAAGUUGUAGGAAAGAAGAAAGAAACUAACAAAACAAAAAUGGCAUUAGCAGCAACCUUCCUCUCAACUGCUAACAUCUUCCCUAAUCUCUCAUCAUCAUCCAAUUCAUCAUCACCCACAUUAUCAUCAUCAUCUUCAUCAUCAAUUUCACUCUGCCUUCAAAAAAACAAGAAUUUUAAUUUAUUAGUACCCUUUUGCAAAACAGGAGAGACAGAUUCAUCAUCAUCUACCCCAUGUGUUAGCAAAAGAAGCUUUGCUCUUUCCCUGUCUUCUGCCUUUCUGAUAUCAUUGGCAGGGAAAGGUGUGCCACUUGCCGAGGCGGCCCCGUUGGAAGAUGAGGAUGAUUUGGAGCUCUUGGAGAAGGUAAAGAGGGAUAGGAAGAAGAGGCUUGAAAGACAAGGAGCUAUUAACUCAUCCACUAAGGAAAAAGGGUAUCUGCAAGAUGUCGUGUACAAGUUGAGCGAGGUAGGCCAAGCUAUAGAUAGUAAUGAUCUGAAAGCUGCUAGCUCAGUCCUUGGCGCUAGCACUGACACUGAUUGGAUUAAGAAGGCUAAUUCAGCCUUCACCAAGCUAAGCUUAGACGCCGAGGAGAAGGAAGAAGUUGACAUGUUCAACACCUCAAUCUCGAAGCUGAUAUCAACUGUGGCUCUGAAAGAUGUCGAAUCAUCUAAGGUCGCCUUUGUAUCUUCAGCUAGUGCGUUCGAGAAAUGGACUGCAUUAACAGGACUUAAUGGAGUUCUCAAGGGAAUUUGAAAAAGAAUUUCUGAUUCUGACUGUGUUCGUCUUCUUUUUGAGCGAGAGUUGUAUCCACUUCCCUCUGUUUAAGUGUACACUUCUUACACUAGAUCGGCAACAGUGUUUCUCUGUGAAUUUUGCCAUAUCUAAGGCCAAGCACUAGCAUUCUUUUUGCUUGUAACUAAUCAUCAGUCAUACUAUAGUUGUAAUUUAUCAUUUUCGGAAUUUAUAUAUCAGUUUGAAGAGCA